AUGUAUCAAAGACACAUUACUUCGCCCUUUGUCAGGGACUUGCCGCACUCGGCCAAAGAACUGACAGUGGGAUGGAUUCCACGCGUGAAGAAAGAGGUCACGUGGGGACGGGCUCUGGUGCCGGACGAGCAGGACGAGAGCGACCGGACGGCGGGAGUUCACGGCGCAGCCGGCUUAAACUCUUCUUCAGACUCUGAGAUGCACGCGGCAGACGGUGUGAGUACAAGCGCUGAAAAGACUCAAUUUCUCGCGGACACGACGCGCAACAACUACUGGGCGAUCGUAACGACGGGCGCGGGGCUUUUCUCAGAUGGGUACAUCAACAACUCGAUUAGCACGGUUAACGCGUGUUUGUCGCAGAUCUACGGAAAGCAGUAUUCUGCGUCCAAUGCGAUCCAAAACGUGUCGUCAAUUGCGUUCGCGGGAACCGUGGUUGGCCAGCUCUCAUUCGGAUAUAUUUCAGAUUACCACUCCAGAAAGGUGGCAAUGAUUGUCGGCACCUCUAUCCUGAUUUUGUUCUCGAUUCUGGCCGCGGGUGCGUGGGGCGUGGGCACCACGGGCACACAGGCGGGUGGGCUUUUUGCUGCAAUUACAGCGUACCGUUUCUUUCUAGGUAUCGGUAUUGGCUCCGAGUAUCCCGCAGGGUCAACUGCAGCGGCCGAGGCCUCUAACUCGCUACCCGCAGGCAAGCGUAAUCGUUGGUUUUGCUGGUUCACAAAUUUCAUGAUUGAUGCAGGAUUUGUAGUCAGUUCCGUUGUGCCAUUGAUCUUGCUCCGCAUCUGCGGCGACAAUCACCUGCAACCCGUGUGGAGAAUUACCAUCGGGCUCGGUGCGAUUCCACCAAUCUCGCUCUUUUUCUUGCGUCUGCGCUACAAAGAAAGCAAACAGUUUGAGAAUACGAGAUUCAAUCGUACUAUGCCUUACUGGAGAAUUUUCAAAUUUUACUGGUUCCGUCUCCUCAUUGUCUCGCUGAUCUGGUUCCAGUACGAUUUGAUCGCAUACUCUUUUUCAAGUCUCUCUAGUUUGAUUCUUGAUGGCAUCCUGGGCGACAACGCCACGUUAACCAAAACAUUCGGUUGGAAUAUCGUCUUCAACCUAUUCUACAUCCCAGGUGCAUUCUUGGGUGCCAUUUUCGCAGACUAUUGGGGCCCUCGAGUCACCUUAGUCUCAGGAGUUCUGGCGCAAGCUAUCAUAGGCUUCAUCAUGGCCGGCUGCUUCGAACAUCUUAAAAAACACAUCGCUGCUUUCACGGUUGUAUUCGGUAUUUUCACUGCCCUUGGAGAGUUCAGCGUGGGCGAUAACAUCGGUCUGCUAGCUUCCAAGACCUGUGCUACGCCUAUCAGAGGACAGUACUAUGGUAUCGCAGCAGCCGUUGGCAAAAUUGGUGCUUUUGUGGGAACGUACAUCUUCCCCGCAAUUAUCAAGAAGUAUGGGGGAUAUGGAGAACUCAAGGUACCAUUUUGGAUUGUUUCCGCAAUAUGUUGCUUCAGUGCGUUCCUAGCUCUGUUUUUCCUGCCUCCGCUUGACCAGGAUGCUAACAUUAUGGAAGACCAGUUAUUUUUGGAGUAUCUCGAAAGUACUGGCUUCGACCUUGCACAGUUGGGAACACUCUCUUCGGACAGCGAUGUCGAAAGAGUAACUAUCCAGGAUAUUCCCAAAGGCGAGUUGCCCCACGAAGAUUAA
Lachancea thermotolerans CBS 6340 is the source of this 1683-nucleotide messenger RNA. RefSeq names its product KLTH0G03828p. Gene Ontology annotation, cellular component: plasma membrane. The record is from RefSeq and is a predicted model, not a curated record. The transcript has a single exon. The coding region runs from base 1 to 1683 and encodes 560 amino acids. Gene Ontology annotation, biological process: transmembrane transport; carboxylic acid transport. Gene Ontology annotation, molecular function: carboxylic acid transmembrane transporter activity. Lineage: Eukaryota; Fungi; Ascomycota; Saccharomycetes; Saccharomycetales; Saccharomycetaceae.